UAGCAGCUUACAGUUCGCGUUGCACAACGCAUGAACGAACUGGUCGCCAAAGAGCAGCGCUUCUCAUCGCCUGCAGAUUUUGCCCGGUGGUGUGAAAAUGUUUUGGUGUUGGAAAAGGAAGCGGAAGAUGAAGAGACUACAGAGCUCCUCAAGACUUGUUCUCAAGCAGAAUUGCAAUCUCGAGGGAUCGCUGUUUUGAAACUUCGAGUUGCUGAGCAAUCUACGGCUUUGUAUGGCAGAGCUUGUAUCACGCUGGAACGAAUUUCAGGUGAUCUUCCUGCUCACAAAAUCAGCCAUGGUGACAUUGUUGGUUUCUUUGACCAAAACUCCCGGCCCCUUGCCAAUGCUCAUCCGCUGGCAUCGGCCGUAGUGACCCGAAUUAAGUCUUCAACAAUCCAAGUCGCCUUCGAUGGAGACGUGCCGAUCGAGGUGUUGGAUGGGCGACCGCUGAACAUUGCUUUGGUGUCAUCUGAUGUCACGCUCAAACGGUAUCGUGAAGCUUUAGACCUCCUGAAAAGUGGGAGUCGAACAAGUCCAGCUUCCCGGUUGGUUGAUGUGUGUUUUGGAGAGGCACAUCCACGUUUCUACGAGAAGAAGACGGAAGACUGCGCCCGCGCAGAUGCCAUCGAUUGUACUUUUUUGUCUGAAUCCAGCCAGAAGCUCAAUGAACCACAACAAUCUGCUGUUAUCAAGUCCCUUUGUGCUGGUGAUGUGGCCAUCAUCCAUGGUCCUCCUGGCACCGGCAAGACAACCACCUUGGUGUCUUAUAUUUUGGAAGCGGUCUACCGAAAGCAACGUCUUUUGGUGACAGCACCUUCGAACGUCGCGGUGGACAAUCUUCUGGAACGGCUGGCGGACGCUGGGUGUCGCUCUCUAGUAAGACUUGGACAUCCCGCAAGGGUACAGGAAAGCAUUCACAAAUUUACCAUGGACAAUGUGGUGUAUGGUUCCGAGCAAGCGGAACUUUGCCGAGACAUAAAGAAGGAGAUCGAUGACAUCGUCAAAAAGAACACCUCAAAAUCGAAGAAACCAUCACAAGGUGAAAAAUCCUGGGGUGCACUGAAGGAGCUUCGCACAGAAUUACGGCAGCGUGAGAGACGUGCAGUUGCUGAAGUGCUGAAGCACACGCAGGUGGUCUUCGCGACCUGUACCGGUGCGGCCACAUUGCACCGCGAGUUGCGCCGGAGCGGUGUGGACUCGGGUGGAGCGGUCUUCGAUGUGGUGGUCAUCGACGAGGCCGCACAGGCCUUGGAGGUGGGCUGCUGGAUUCCUCUUAUGCUAGGAAAGAAGGCCGUCCUGGCAGGUGACCACCAGCAACUGUCGGCUUGCGUCAAGUCAACGUCUGCACAGCAGCAGGGUCUUGAUGAGACUCUUUUUGGACGUUUGAUCGACACCUAUGGCGACGAAGUGGCCGCUUUGUUGUCCAUUCAGUACCGGUCCAAUGAAAUCAUCAUGGGAUGGUCAUCGCGUUCGUUUUAUGAGUCCAAGCUACAAGCUGCAUCAUCCGUGGCUCACCAAACCCUUAGCCUUCAAGAAGUCCCUGCAGCGAAUAUCACACCUGAGAUUCUGGACAUUUUAACAGCCCCGAUGCUGUUUGUGGACACAGGCAGCCUGGCCAUGUACCGGGAGGAUGGAGAACUGUCGCAGUCCGACCUCCAUCAAUCUCGGUGCAACCCAGGAGAGUCUCGCUUCGUUCUACACUAUGCAAAAGUCUUGGUCAAGGCAGGGCUGAAGCCGUCAGCCAUCACGGUGAUCACGCCCUACAAUCGACAAGUUGAGCAACUGCGAUGUGACUUUGCCGAAGAUCCUGAAGCUGAACAGCUACAGCUGUCACCUCGUGUCAGCACGGUGGACUCCUUCCAGGGUCAAGAAGCGGAUGCCGUGUUGAUCUCUCUGGUUCGCUCCAAUCAGCAUGGUGUGGUCGGCUUCUUGUCUGACUUCCGCCGGCUCAAUGUGGCUGUGACACGUGCUCGGAAGCACGUGAUGAUUGUGGGCGAUGCCAGUACCAUUUCCAAGGACAACAUCCUCAGCUCCUUGUACGAAUACGCUUGUGACUCUGGACGCGUUGCCUUUGUCCAACAGCUCUUGGAUGAGGAUGGUGGGGUUCCAGCAGAUCCAGCCACUGCGCAAGUGAUUCAGGAAGAGCGGCUGAGAGCAAUGGCCCAAAAAGCUGGAGCGAUGAAAGAGAAGAGAGAUGACAAGAUGGAGCGAGAAGAGCAACUGCGACGCCGCUUCGAGAAUCAACUGCGGCCUUUGACGGAGUCCGGGAAGGCUACAUCGAAGGAGGAGAAAUCCUUCAUCGAAUUGCCUAAGACGUUAAAUCCCUUCGAAAGAGCCAUGGCACAUGAAGUGGCCAAAUCUCUGGGCCUCCAGCACGAAUCCAUAGGCGAAGGCAUGCAACGUCGUUUGGUGGUGUGGAAGGGUGAGAAGCCCGAGCUGCUGAAGCAGACGGAAGCAGCGCCCCAUGUGACGGAGGAGAUGGAGACCGCCAUCGACGCUUUUGAGCGGAGAGCCAAGAGUCUUAUGUCCUCCCUAGGUCCUGGGAAAGCGGCUGAGUGGAAGAAUCCCAGUGAGGAGGAGGCAGAGCUGCUGAAGCGCCUUGCUGGUGAACUGAAAUUGAGGGUGGUCGAAGAUGAGAGCAAGAAGUCGCGCCGCUUUCAGGUGCAGGCCCCUUCAGCUGAAGCAGCACCAACCGCAGAAUCCCAGAAGAUCUCCAGCAACAAGGAGAAUCAGCCCGCUCCUGCAGCUGCUCCUGCAGCAUCAUCGAUGUUGGCCAAUCUCCAUGCAGAGAGGCUGCAAAGACAGCAAGCUCAAGCAGAUAAGAGAGCAACAGAGUUGCAGAAAACUCAGAAUGAAUUGAAGCAAGCAAAGAAGGCAGCAAAGAAAGAGAAAGGAGCAAAACCUCAAGCUGACGACGACGACCUGGAUGCAGUGCUUUUGGAGUUUACCACCCAGGAACGAACAUGCUCCUUCGCCAGUUGCAAGGAAAAGAUUAACACCCUGAUGGAUGCGAUCUCCAAAUGCCGGUACUGCAAUUUGCGCUUCUGCUUGAAUCACGCUCAGGCAGAAGUACAUGGAUGCGGAGAACAGGCACAUCGAGCCGAGCAAAAGAAGUGGAAAGACACCUGCAACGCAGCGAGUUCGAGGGGCAGCGGUCUCGUGAACAAGUCUGCCGGAAAGGAUGGACGAGGUGCUUUGGUCAACAAACUGCAAGAGAAGGCUAAGAAAUUUCCCACACCACCCGCCCUGGAGUUGCGACUCUGGGGCGGCUAGGCUAGGCGCGCGCCGCUCGUGCCAGAGUCCGGAGUGAAGAAUGCCUGGUGAGUGUUUCAAUCCUUUGUGCAGGGAGGGUAUUGUUUUCCAACUAAUGGGCUCGCGAAGAGCUUCUCGCGAAUGAGAACCCUUUCUUUGGGCCACUGGUUGAAGAAGCAUCCUGACCCUUUUCUGUCAAACUUGAUGACCUAGCUCGAUGACCCCACGCCUUUUCGAGCUAGAAAAAGCUCUGCGUCCUACACUCAGGCGACUGAACAAUCGAGAACUCGUUCGAGAGUCGUGUGUUUGAAAGUGGGGUGUCUUCUUCACGUCCUGAUGUGCUUGCUUUUUGUAACUUGCAGGUCUUCCCAUUAGCGAUAGGCUAUUUUCCAAGACUUUUCAUUCUGCAGAGCAGGUGAAAGAGCAGGAAGCUGGAAGAACUGCCAAGAAGAAGGACAAGAAGUGAGCGAAGAAGUUGAGGCUCCCGCGCAGGUCAGGCACACGACCUCGCUGCGGAUGUGGAGCAACGUGUACAUAUCUCAGGGAGCGCACCCUGCUUGGACAGAAAAGCACUCAGUGCUCCGCAGUUUUCUUUCAU
Durusdinium trenchii is the source of this 3850-nucleotide messenger RNA. The record is from the annotation of a GenBank genome assembly. NCBI's taxonomy places the organism in Eukaryota, Dinophyceae, Suessiales, Symbiodiniaceae.